Molecule: messenger RNA, 3182 nt
Organism: Liolophura sinensis
Lineage: Eukaryota; Metazoa; Mollusca; Polyplacophora; Chitonida; Chitonidae
Product: translation initiation factor IF-2, mitochondrial-like
Exons: 17
Coding region: 112-2307 (731 amino acids)
Biological process (GO): translational initiation
Cellular component (GO): cytoplasm
Molecular function (GO): GTP binding; translation initiation factor activity; GTPase activity
Source: RefSeq, a predicted model, not a curated record
ACGCUUAAGGUCCGUUUCCGCUUUUUGGACAGCAAGAGUGAUUCUUUUGGUAUAAACCAAGAUGUCAGCCCCCAUGAAAGAGAAGACGUGUUUGAUAUACAAUUCAGGGCCAUGAUUUCCCGAAAAACUCAUCUACUUGCUCCCUCAGUCUUUAGACUGCUGGGUCACUCACACCCCACCCCAAGUCUCUGUGUAAUGAGAUGGUUAGGCUGUGGACCUUUAACGCAGCCUAAGCCUGCCUGUGUUUAUGACACCAACCUGAACUGUACAUCACUGCAGACAGUCCCUGGGUAUGUCCAGAUGUUUCACAGGGCCAGUACACUGCAUGUUGCAAAACCUAAAAAUACAAAGAGGAAGCUGAUCAAACCUAUCCGCGUGAACCCUAAGUCCCUGAAGGUUAAGCCCCAGAGUCGUGUUGUGAUGAUAUCAGACAGGAUGACAGUUGCUGAGUUAGCAGACGCCAUGGGGAAAGAUACAGAUCAUGUGUUUGAGGCAUUGAUGUUUGUGGAAGAUGGGGAUAGAUUUGAGUAUGAGGAUUCAGUGAUCAACAGUUUGAAUAUUAUCCAAGAAGUUGUGAGGAAGUCUGGGUUUAGAUUUGAAUUGAAAAGCAAAAAGCAAGUAAAACAAGAAGAAAACAAGGAUGUUGUAAGACAGCCUCCACCUGAUGCAUCUGUGCUAGUCAAGCGUCCCCCAGUGGUGACAAUUAUGGGACAUGUAGACCACGGAAAGACAACUCUGUUGGAUUACCUCCGACAGUCCAGGGUUGUUGAUCAGGAAUUUGGUGGUAUUACACAACACAUUGGAGCUUUUCGAGUAAAACUACAAUCUGGAGAAUCCAUAACAUUUCUUGACACUCCGGGUCACGCAGCCUUUACAGCGAUGAGGUCACGAGGGGCAAAGGUCACGGACAUUGUAGUCCUGGUGGUGGCUGCUGAUGACGGAGUAAUGGAGCAAACCAUUGAGUCCAUACAAAUGGCACAGGAUGCCGGGGUUUCCAUUAUUGUGGCUAUAAACAAGAUUGACAAGCCAGAAGCUGACUUGGAGAGAACUAAGCAGGGUUUGAUAGCUCAUGGCAUCAUGCUGGAAGAGGUGGGAGGAGAUGUUCAGGUUGUGCCAAUAUCAGCGCUUAAGGGAACAAAUGUAUCUGAACUACAAGAGGCUAUUAUAACUCAAGCUGAGCUGAUGGAGUUGAAAGGCGAUCUCAUUGGUCUGGUGGAGGGGAGUGUGGUAGAGUCCAAAACUGAUCCAGGAAGGGGGAAACUGACAACUGCAAUAAUUCAGAGAGGAACAUUGAAGAAAGGCAGUUACCUGGUGGCUGGAACUGCCUGGGCUAAGGUGAGGGGAAUGUUUGAUGACCAAGGACAGCCGGUGAAAGAAGCGCCACCCAGCACAGCAGUGGAGAUGAUUGGCUGGAAAGAUUUGCCUUCAGCAGGGGAAGAAAUAUUCCAAGUAGAGACAGAGCAAAGAGUUAAGGAAAUCAUUGCGUGGCGAAAGAACCAGGAAGUGUUAAAGAAGGUAGAGGAAGACUCUGUGAUCAUAGCUGACAAACGUGAAGAGCAUGAAAAGACGUACAAACAGAUGUUAGUGAAGAAGUUUGAGAUGGGGUACAGAAAAUUGAAAAGGAAGGGGCCAAGAGAAAAGGAAAUAGCUAUUGGAGAUGGAACCCCACAACUCUCUGUUGUUGUUAAAGCUGAUGUUGACGGUUCACUGGAAGCCAUUUUGGAUACCAUGGAUACCUAUAAUUCUGUGAAAUGUGAAUUAGAUCUGGUUCAUUAUGGUGUUGGAAAUAUCACAGAGACUGAUGUAGAGCUGGCCGAAUCAUUUAAUGGAUUCAUCUAUGGUUUUAAUGUCACGGUCCCACAGUCCAUUGCAUCCUUGGCCAAAUCAAAGAGGGUGUCAAUAAAACUCCACAAUGUCAUCUAUAAACUGUUUGACAACUUGAUAGAGGAUCUAAGUUCUCAACUGCCAUUAGCAACUAGAGAAGAUGUUACAGGGGAGGCAAAUCUGUUGCAGGUGUUUAAAGUGACGGAAGGGAAGAAGAAAGUCACAGUUGCUGGGUGCAGAUGUACUAAAGGGUCUCUGAACAAGAGGAAGAAAUUCCGGAUUGUCAGAGGCGUAGAUAUUGUCUAUGAAGGUGUGGCUUUAUCUCUAAAACAUCAUAAGAAAGAAGUGGAUACAGUCAAGACAGAUGUGGAAUGUGGGAUCCGUUUUGAUGAGUUGUCAAUUGAUAUAAAACCUGGAGACCAGGUCGUGUGUUAUGAUUUGGAACAUCUGGAACAAUCAAUUGACUGGAGACCAAACUUUUGAUGAUAUCCUUAUCUAGGCAGAUCCUACCUGUGAUAACUGGAAAUUUAAAAAAAUUAUUUUAAUUAUUAUUUAUAAUAAAUACGUUUGAAAUACAAGUCUGUGUAAGCUGAUCUGACUGAAGUUAAUGAUUUGUAUUGGUUUUGUUGUGAAAUAUUGCUUUGGGAUUUCAGGUUUUUUUUUUCACUAGUGUGAUUUUAAUAUUCACUUUAGAGUGAAACCCGUGUAAGGAUCAUGUUAAAAUUUGUUAAAAGUUAACGGUGAAAAUGUUGUGUGAUACCAAAAUUUUGUUAUAAUCAUGAAAAUCUGGGUGUUGUAAUUAUCAAACAUACAUAUAUGUUUAAAUUUGAGCACACUCAUAUUUAAAGUUUAUAUAUACAAAACUGUGAGUCAUGUGAUGGUAUGAACUUCAUUCUUGGAGAUUUUGUUUUGUGUACAUAUUUGUAUGUUUGUUAAUAAGAAUAUACAGUCUUUGUACAGUCCUUAUUUCUUGUUAAUUUGGGGGUGUCCGUGGCUCAGUUAAUUAGCAUACUAGCGCAACGUAAUGACCCAGUAGCCUCUCACCAAAGCUGUCGCUAUGAGUUCGUCCAGCUCGUGCUGGCUUCCUCUCCAGCCGUAUGUGGGAAGGUCUGCCAGCAACCUGUGGAUGGUUGUGGGUUUCCCCGGGCUGUGCCCGGUUUCCACCCACCAUAAUGCCGGCCACCAUCGUAUAAGUGAAAUUCUCUUGAGUACGGCGUAAAACACCUAUCAAAAAAAUAAAUAAAUAAAUUGUUAAUUUGUUUGGCUUGUAUUGAAUAAAGGUAUGUAACAAUAGUCUUACAGUUAAGAGCUAUGCAGCAUGUACAGAAAACAUGCUGACCUCCUUGUUUGGCUCUUAA